Nycticebus coucang (slow loris) is the source of this 2735-nucleotide messenger RNA. It is a transcript of the gene IL23R, whose product is annotated as interleukin 23 receptor. The record is from RefSeq and is a predicted model, not a curated record. The coding region runs from base 94 to 1983 and encodes 629 amino acids. NCBI's taxonomy places the organism in Eukaryota, Metazoa, Chordata, Mammalia, Primates, Lorisidae. Gene Ontology annotation, biological process: cytokine-mediated signaling pathway. Gene Ontology annotation, molecular function: cytokine receptor activity; cytokine binding. Gene Ontology annotation, cellular component: external side of plasma membrane; signaling receptor complex. The transcript has 11 exons.
CCCAUCCAGAGGGUGCGGCCUGGCUGCGCGGGGUAGGAUGUGCUCCGGACGGGUGGAAAGAGGGAAGCAAAGGCUGUCCUCCUGCCCCCAGGCAUGGCUCGGGCCACUCUGCAGUGGGACACCGUAGUUGCCCUUCAUGUGCUCCUCACCUGGUGUCACGCAGGAAUUACAAGUAUUAACUGCUCUGGCCACAUCUGGGUAGAACCGGCCACAAUUUUUAAGAUGGGCACAGAUAUCUCUAUAUACUGCCAAGCAACAAUUAAGAACUGCCAACCAAGGAGAAUUUAUUUUUAUAAAAAUGGCAUUAGAGAAAGACUUCAGAUCACCAAGAUUAACAAAACAACAGCUCGACUUUGGUAUACAAACUUUCUGGAGCCCCACGCCUCUGUGCACUGCACUGCUGAGUGUCCUGGGCGUUUUGGAGAGACGCUGAUAUGUGGAGAAGACAUUUCUUCCGGAUAUCCACCCGACAGCCCUGAUGAGGUCACCUGUGUCAUCUAUGAAAACUCAGGCAGCAUGACGUGCAGCUGGGACUCCGGGACGCUGACCUACAUGGACACCAAGUACGUGGUGCACGUGAAGAGUUUAGAGACAGAGGAAGAACAACGGUAUCUCACCUCCAGCUAUAUUAACAUCUCCACUGAUUCAUUACAAGGCAGCAAGAAGUAUUUGGUUUGGGUCCAAGCUGUGAAUGCGCUAGGCAUGGGGGAGUCCAAACACCUGCAGAUUCACCUGGACAAUAUAGUGAUACCUUCUGCACCCAUCAUUUCCAGGGCUGAGAACAUCGAUACUCCAGUGCCCAAGACUGUAAUUCACUGGAAUAGUCAAGCAAGAAUUGAGCAAGUGUCCUGUGAAAUGAGAUACAAGGCUGUGACUCACCAGACUUGGAAUAUUAAAAAAUUUGACACCAAUCUUACAUACGUGCAACAGUCAGAAUUCUACCUGGAGCCAAGCGUUGAGUACGCAUUUCAAGUGCGAUGUCGAGAAGCAGGCAGAAGGUUCUGGCAGCCCUGGAGUUUGCCCUUUUUUCACAAAACACCUGAAAUAGUUUCCCAGGUCACACCGAAAUCAUUUCAACACGAUAGUCAGAAUUCUGGCCUUCUCAUUGCUUCCAUCUCCAAAGAACACCUUUCUUCUGACAACAGGCAAGACCUUGGACUGCUGUCCGGCAUGGUCACCUUUGCCGUCACGUUAUCAAUUCUGGUUUUGGUUGGGAUGUUUAACAGAUCGCUCCGAACUGGAAUUAAAAGGAGAAUCUUAUUUCUAAUGCCGAAGUGGCUUCAAGAAGACAUUCCUAAUAUGGAAAACAGCAAUGUUGUGAAAAUGCUGCAGGAAAAAAGUGAAUUUAUGAAUAAUAAUUCCAGUGAACAGGUCCUAUACGCUGACCCUGUGAUUACAGAGGUAGAAAUCUUUCUCCCAGCACACAAGCCCGCAGACCACAAGAAGGAAAGGAACGUGGAAUCUCUGGAGACAAGAGUUUACCUGCAAAAUCCGCUGUUGGCCAGCACUACAGUUGUGUAUCUGCCUGACCUCAACCCUGGAUAUAAACCCCAGAUUUCACACUUUUGCCCGGGGGAAAACCAUCUCCUCAAUAGUGAUGAAGUAGAUUCCUCAACUUUUAAGCCAGCAGCUGAUUCCUUAGACCUGGGGAAGAAUCCAAGCUUGAAACAAUAUCCUGAUUUCUCCUUUUCCAUCUCAAGUAUGAAUUCACCAAGCAACACGCUAUUUCUUGAAGAAUUAAGCCUCAUUGCGAAUCCAGGAGAAUGCAGUCCUCCUGACCCAGAAGGCUCAGUCAAGGGAGACACCACCAAGCUUUUAGAGAACGAGUCAGCCAGUGAGACUGUUCCAGAACAGACCCUGCUGCCUGACGAAUUCGUCUCCUUUCUGGGGCUCAUGAAUGAGGAGUUGCCAUCUAUUAAUUCUUAUUUUCCGCAAAAUAUUUUGGAAAGCCACUUCCGUAGGAUUUCACUCUUGGAAAAGUAGAGCUGUGUGGUGAAAAUCAAGAUGGGAAUGCUGUCCUUCAGUUGGAAGCUGGAUCUUUCCCUCCGUAAACGUUGAACUCUGCCCUCGUUUUGCAAAAUUAGAGAAUAAGUAUCCAGAGAUGGAGCAUGCUUCAUAGUUACACCCAUUCACAUACCCCUCACACACUCUCACAUACAGUCACGCACACCCUCACACUCACACACAGUCACACACUCACACUUUCACACUCUCACACUCCGUCACACACAGUCACGCACACUCUCACACUCUCACACACACUCAUACUCUCUCACAUACAGUCACGCACACCCUCACACUCACACAUGCACACACACACAGUCACACACACACACUCACAUAGUCACGCACACUCACACACACCCUCACACUGUCACAGUCACGCAUACUCUCACACUCACACACACUCACAGCCAUACACUUACACACUCACACAGUCACAAACACACUCUCACACAGUCAUGCACACUCACACACCCCCUCACACUGUCACACACAGUCACGCACACUCUCACACUCACACACAGUCACACACUUGCACAGUCACACACAGUCAUGCACAGUCUCAUACACACACAUACACUCACACAUAGUCACACACAGUCACACACUCAUACAGCAUUAUUAAGGACACCACCUGUAUUUUGUUUUAUAAAAUAUCACUAUUUCCUCUUUAUUUUCCCUCACUGAAGGACAUAGAACAGGUCCCUCUGUUGUAUAAAGAAUAAAUAACA